Pseudovirgaria hyperparasitica is the source of this 378-nucleotide messenger RNA. RefSeq lists its product as uncharacterized. Bases 1 to 378 code for a protein of 125 amino acids. NCBI's taxonomy places the organism in Eukaryota, Fungi, Ascomycota, Dothideomycetes, Acrospermales, Acrospermaceae. The record is from RefSeq and is a predicted model, not a curated record. The transcript has 2 exons.
AUGUUCUCUGGCGGGCUUGCGGGCGUGUGUGGGCUGCCCAGUGCCUGGCUGACUGACUGGCUGGGCUGGUUGGGGCUGACUGGCUGGGGCCUCCUAGGGGGUCACUGUCCUACUGGACUCCUCUUCCACCAAGCCAAAGUCUUAACCUGUGUUGAUGAUGAUGAUGAUGAUGAUGAUGAUGAUGAUGAUGAUGAUGAUGAUGAUGAUGAUGAUGAUGAUGAUGAUGAUGAUGAUGAUGAUGGUGAUGAUGGUGAUGAUAAUGAGGGUGAUGAUGAACUGGAACCCUGGGCUGACCUGGCUGACCUGACUGACCCAAGUCACAGUGUGCCACUCUCACUGCCAGGUGCCCACUACUACCUAGCUAAUUACAUGACCUGA